AUGACUCGAUCAAAUAAAGCUGCCUCUUCCGAACAGAUGAAUGAUGAAAAUCAAAUAGGCCCAUUUUCUAUUGUACCAAAGUAUGAUUGUCCUCAUUUGGGUGAUCACGCGUAUGUAUUACUUCAAUCGACUCAAUAUGAUGAACAUCAUCAACCACCUUGUGUUGAUUGUAAUAAAACACAAGAGAACUGGGCUUGUCUACACGAAAACUGUAAUUAUAUUGGUUGCUCUCGUUAUCAGCAAAAGCAUAUGUUAAAUCAUCAUGAAUCAACUGGACAUAAUAUUUGUCUUAGUUUUUCAGAUCGUUCAGUCUUUUGCUAUGCAUGUGAUAGUUACAUUGAUAGUCCUCAAUUGCAUAGCCUUAAUCGACAACUAAAUCGUGUUUCUUAUUAA
Molecule: messenger RNA, 393 nt
Organism: Rotaria sp. Silwood1
Lineage: Eukaryota; Metazoa; Rotifera; Eurotatoria; Philodinida; Philodinidae
Source: the annotation of a GenBank genome assembly